AUGUUGCGCACGUUCACCGUUCUUGCUGCAAGUAUCGUCGUUCUCGAUGGCACUUCCGCCACGGCAUGCCCAAACUCUAACUUUGGUCGCUGUGGCACUGCUUCGAAACCCGAGUGUUGCCCAAGUGGAAACUACUGCAUGCCAUGGACAUCCGGCUAUUACCAGUGUCUUCCUGUGCCAUCGCAGUGUGCCCGACAGUUCACUGGCUACGACUUCUACGGUGGUGACAUCAAGACGGUGUAUGGUUUACAGCCCGGUGACUGCUGCGCAACGUGCUUAUCUACCACGGGGUGUUUGGCGUACACUUUUGUCAACGAGCACUCAGGAACUACGGCGUGCUUUCUAAAGGCAGGCAUGGGCAAACCGAGAAAGGUUGCGGGGUCGAUCUCUGCCGUCAUUGACCGCUACAACAGUGGCCAGGACCAUACUCCGAAGCGACGACUUCAAGGCACUGACGUAUUGGGAGUCCCAGGACUUCCCACAACGCUCGACGUGCUUUAA
Messenger RNA from Peronospora matthiolae, 501 nucleotides. The record is from the annotation of a GenBank genome assembly. NCBI's taxonomy places the organism in Eukaryota, Oomycota, Peronosporomycetes, Peronosporales, Peronosporaceae.